Bombina bombina (fire-bellied toad) is the source of this 1870-nucleotide messenger RNA. RefSeq names its product membrane frizzled-related protein (gene MFRP). Lineage: Eukaryota; Metazoa; Chordata; Amphibia; Anura; Bombinatoridae. Gene Ontology annotation, molecular function: protein binding. The record is from RefSeq and is a predicted model, not a curated record.
AUGCGUCAUAUUCGAGGAUGGUCAAAUCUGCGUUCCUCAAACCAUAAACUAGAGCGUGCAGGAGACUCUAGACUUGUGCGGCAGGAAGAGGCCAGCUCUGAAAAUAACAGAAUCUCCAAAUUUCAGGGAUCCGAGGAAGAGAUGAGGUUUUGCAAUCCUGUCUUUGAUCAAAUGUCAGAGCUCUUGUUUCCAGUGCCCCCUGUGGAUACAGAGACCACUCAAUCAACCUGUCCAGUCAGCACUGCUAAAAGUGUUCCUUUGCAGAGUAACAGCUGUUCCUCUCAAAGACCUCGGAUGUCCCUCUUCACCAUAUUUAUCAUUACAACGGUCCUCCUCUUCCUUCUGAUCUUUAGCAUAACCUUGGGAAUCCUGAUUCCACAACGCAAAUCAGAACAUCUGAACAGAUUUACAUCCCUACAGGUGAACAACAGUAAUUCUUCUGUGCCAAGGACCAAUAAGAGCUCAAACAGUGUAACAAAAUCUAGCCCCCCCAUGUGUGGUGGCUUCUUGAGUGAUGAGGAAGGCUCAAUCAGCUCCCCAAAUUACCCAUACUUGUACCCCCCCAACUGUCAUUGUCAGUGGGUACUGGAGGCAGAUGAAGAGAGAGUGGUUCAGCUAAAGAUUAUUUCCUUGGACAUUGAGGGUUAUGGAAGCUGUCCAUUUGAUUGGCUAGAACUCAUUGAUGGGAAUGCCACAAGCAGGUUCUGUGGUACUGUCGCUCCUACCACCUUCAUUUCCAGCUCCCAAAUGCUCCAGGUGAAGUUUGUGUCAGAUGAUAGUGCAGGGGCCAUGGGAUUUCGAGCCACUUAUCGGAUGAUCAAGCCCAGUCAAGUUAACUGCUCCUGGGAUGAGUUUCUUUGUGAUCAACGGAAGUGUCUCCUACUUCCUGCUCUUUGUGAUGGGGUCAUAGACUGUAAGGACCAGACUGAUGAAGAGAAUUGCAGCCGGCAACACUGGGAAUGUGGAAGCUCCCUAAAUGAUCUACGUGGCUCAUUCUCUUCUCCAAAUCACCCUGGACCGUACCCUGAGUUGGUAGUUUGCCGAUGGUUGAUCAGUGUCCCAGAGGGAUUCAUCAUUCAGAUUCAAUUUCUCAACUUCAGCUUGGAGGCAGAGGAGGGGUGCAGGUUUGACUAUGUGGAGAUCCAUGACAGUGCUGGCUUAGGGACCUUCAGCUUGUUGGGGAGGUUUUGUGGCUCUGAACUUCCACCCUCCCUUUCCUCCUCUGGGAGGCACAUGACUGUCAUAUUUGUAGCAGAUGAAGGGGUGUCAGACUUAGGAUUCUAUGCCAUCUACAAUGCUCUUAAUGCCUCAGAAAGUCCAUGUGGGCCAUGGGAGAUGAAAUGUGGAGGGGGCAAGUCUCUGCAACUGACAUGUGAUGGAUGGGUAGACUGUCCAGAUGGGAUUGAUGCAGACUGUCCAGAAAGCCCUGACACAAAACCUGACGUCCCCUGCCAGCCUGUGGAGGUUCCUGUAUGUCAGGGUCUUUCUUAUUCUCUCACUGUAUUCCCCAAUCUAUGGGUUUCUCUUACUGAACAGCCAGAAGCCAGUGAGCUUCUCAAAGGAUACAAGGUUCUUCAGGAGCUGCCGUGCUACCCAGCUCUCCGCCCCUUGCUUUGUGCUCUUUUAGUUCCUAGUUGCUCUGCUGAGGGCGGUGUUCUGCAGCCAUGCCGCUCUGUUUGUCUAAAUGCAGAGCAACUCUGUGUCCCCCAGUUUCACAAGAUGGGGAUUUCAUGGCCCUUUCACUGUGACCUGCUCCCCACAAGCCUCCAGCAACCAGAUUGUGUCAUCCCGUGAUAUGGACCUGCUUAAGAGUUAAAGCUGUUUGAAUCAUUAUGUGAUAUAACAAUAUACUUAGCUGGUUAUUCAUCCA